Rhagoletis pomonella (apple maggot) is the source of this 1421-nucleotide messenger RNA. Its product is annotated as myb-like protein Q. Bases 228 to 1325 code for a protein of 365 amino acids. The transcript is spliced from 4 exons. The record is from RefSeq and is a predicted model, not a curated record. NCBI's taxonomy places the organism in Eukaryota, Metazoa, Arthropoda, Insecta, Diptera, Tephritidae.
UAGACGCUGUAAAAAUCCUAUGAAAUAGCAGGCGCGUAUAGCAAAUAUAUAUUUAUAUUUGCGUGUGCAACAUCGGACCGCGAGCGUGUUCGGUCGACGUGCUCGAAGGAAGGGUGAAGAACGGCAGGAGCGGACGCAAAGAACUGGGGUAGAUUUCCUUAGAUUAUUUCUUAAACAAGGAAUAUUUCCUAAGUUAUAUCAAUCACGAUCAACUAACGCUCGGAACGAUGUCAGCAGGUCUAGCUGCAUUGAAUUGCGAUCUACGCUCUUACUCCCGACUUUGGCUCGGCGAGUUUAUUGAACUUUAUCAACAGGAAGAAUGUUUAUGGCAUCCGAAACAUCCUGACUAUAGCAAUCAUAGUAUUCGCAAUAAGGCCUAUGAUCGAUUGGUAGAAAAACUAAAAGAAGUUGAACCAAAUCCUGAUCGAGCAAUGGUGGUCCGAAAAAUAAACUCGUUACGUUCGGCAUUCAGGCGCGAGUUUCGCAAAUCAAGUUCCAAGAAUAACUACGAAACACGUCUAUGGUACUAUGACAAGCUGCUUUUCAUCGCUGAACAGAAUCCAAAACGACUUGCUGCUUUGCGAGACGCUAAGACACCAAAACGUUCCUUGGCAAUAAGUUUCGAUGUUGAUGACUCGAUGGAGUUUGAGGAAGAACCAGUUGUGGAAACGAUUACUGCAUCGCCGGUGGAAAGUCUCAACCAUUCACAACCAGCUGAGAUGAAAACUGUGACCGUUACAUCGGGUGAAUGUGUUAUUGUGAAGGACGAAGAUCAGCUUCAGCACCAGCACCAACACCAACACCAUCAUCAACAUCAGCAUGCACACCAACAUCCACACGAAUUGCAGCAACAUCAUAGCGCCGAACAGCACUUGCAACAUGCCACAGCCACACCGCAACCUCAGCAUGCAACAGAAGUAAAGGUCUUAGAAAUAACGUCUUUGGAUACCAAUUCGCAGCGCGAAAUUCAGCAGGCUGUCAGUUCGCUAGAACAGCAUCAGCAACAAAUGCAACAUCAGCUUCAACAACAGCAACACCAACAACAGCCCAGUCAGACUAGUUCAGCCCAAAUAACACAAAUUCACCAGCAAGUUCCAACCAUACAAAUAGCGCGGGAACACUUACAGCCAUUGUUUGGAAAUUCAUACACAACAACUGCAACGCAUAGACAGGAGGACGAAUACGAUGCUAUUGGUAUGAAUGUGGCAUCAAAAUUACGGGUUAUGAACCCCACACAGAGAAUCAUCGCCGAAAAAUUGAUUAGUGAUGUGUUAUUCAAUGGCCAAUUAGACAAUCUUAACGUUAACUCUACAUUGGCUCAGUGAGAAGAGAUUAAAUAUGAAUAGGAUCUGCAAGAGAGGUAAAAUAAGUAUAAGUAUGAAUUUAGGCACAUGCCUGUUUGUAUGUACAUAAGUAUAUAU